Molecule: messenger RNA, 219 nt
Organism: Dictyostelium discoideum AX4
Lineage: Eukaryota; Evosea; Eumycetozoa; Dictyosteliales; Dictyosteliaceae
Exons: 2
Coding region: 1-219 (72 amino acids)
Cellular component (GO): membrane
Source: RefSeq, a predicted model, not a curated record
AUGUUUAUUUUUUUUAUUAACACACCCACACCACCAAAUAUUUUUUUUUCCAAAAAUAUAAAAAUAAAAAAAUUAAUGAGGUUCAGUUGCACAGAAGUUUGCAUUUUUUUUUCCUUAAUUUUUUUUUUUUUUUUUUUUUUUUUUUGUGUGAAUUGGGGGUGUGAAAAUAAUUUGUUGUCAAGAAAAUAUCAAAUGAAUCGAGACACUUGCAAUUUUUGA